Messenger RNA from Daldinia caldariorum, 756 nucleotides. RefSeq lists its product as uncharacterized. The record is from RefSeq and is a predicted model, not a curated record. The coding region runs from base 96 to 569 and encodes 157 amino acids. Lineage: Eukaryota; Fungi; Ascomycota; Sordariomycetes; Xylariales; Hypoxylaceae. The transcript has a single exon.
UCUUACGCUACCGGGGGAAUAGCCGGAGCAGCGGGGAUGUCAACCUCGGCCGGGACUUCGACAUUGGUGUUCUUUUGAGGGCAAUCGCGGGAAAUAUGGCCAGCUUCUCCGCACUGGUAGCACGUCUUGCCAGCAGUGUUGAGAGGACCACCAUUAGGUGCUGUGCAGUCUCUAGAGAUGUGACCAAGUUUUCCACAGGCGUAGCAUUUCAUGGCCUGGGCUUGGCAGUCCCGUGCGAAGUGAUUCGGUCCACCGCAUUUAUAGCAGGUAGCCGGCCGGGGCCCACUAGCAAAACCGCCCCGGCCAAAACCACCGUAGCCGCCACGGCCAACCGGGGCACCGCGUCCGAUUCCCACACCGGCAGGGUUAGGGCAUGCUCGGGCAAGAUGACCAGGCUGACCGCAGUUGUAACAGCGGCCGUUACCACCAGCACCACUCAAGCGCAGAGUAGGGCAGUCGGCCUGGACGUGUCCAAGCCCUUGGCAGUGAUAGCAUUGCUUCGCCUCGGUGGUACGAGGAAGGGGGCAUUGGUUGGACUCAUGUCCUAUAAAGUAUGCGCUGUUAGCUAAAAUGGGGAGGUGUAUGGGAGGAGCUUCUUAGGGGACAAAAGCCUUACCCGGCUGUUUGCAGUUAUAGCAAAGGCGCUCGGCAGAGGAGCAGACUUCCGCGUAGUGGCCAACAUUGCCGCACUUGUAGCAUGCUCGACGAGAUAAAGAAGACAUUGUGAUUAAUCUGUGAGUCUGUAUAGUUCAAUUA